AUAUCUGUAUAUAUAAGUCGCUCUUGUAGUACGGGAGAGAGAGGAAGGGUGGGUGAUGUGGAACAACGGGUGGAAGUUUGCACUUAUUUAUUACUUUUUGUAUACCUAGGCGGGUUGUUGUCGUGUUACUUUUGUCUUUUUUUACACUUUUUAUUUAAAAACUGAUUUCCAAUGAAAGCUGAAGUUGCUUUUCUAGAAAAUUAAAAUUUCCGUGCACUUUACUUGACAUUUUCAGCAGUUAACCCAGAGAGGUAAGCCCGCCUCUUGGUGGCAAGGACAACUGUUCUUCAGAAUGGUGGCAUCCAGCAGCUUAAACAUUAAAAAUUCUGCAUGUAUCUCUGAACUGAUACAGCAACGCUUUCAGCCAGCACCCGUGACUGAUUUUGACUACUGGGAUUAUGUAGUGCCCGAACCCAACUUUAAUGAGAUGGUGUUUGAGGAACAGAAAUGUCAGAGUCUAGUUAGAAUGCUGGAGAGCUGCCUGUCUAAAUCAAAACAGACUAAACUGUGUUGCUCUAAGGUUCUAGUCCCUGAGAAGCUAACCAGGAGGAUAGCCCAAGACAUCUUGCGUCUCUCUUCCACCGAGCCUUGUGGCUUAAGGGGGUGUGUCAUUCACGUCAACUUAGAAACAGGAAAUGUGUGUAAAAAGCUGGAUAAGAUUGUCUAUGACCCCACUGUCGUUCCUACUUUUGAACUGACGCUGGUGUUCAAACAGGACUGCUGUUCAUGGCCGAGUUUCAGGGAUUUCUUCCCCAGAGCUUGCUUCACUUCCGGCAUCAAACGUACUCUGAUCCUGAGUCCUGGGUUUCGUCUGAUUAAGAAAAAAUUGUAUUCCUUGAUUGAAACAGUUGUUGAAGAAUGCUAAAAACACACACACAAAAACACCUGUUUUUAACAGUUUAAAUAACUGAGCCUGAAACCCUUAGAAAUAUGAUUUUUAUUUUUUUUAAGAAGAUUGCGACUUUUGCACAGAUGCCCUCUAUUUAGGCUAGCUAAACCUCGGUAAAGCUACUUGUUACAGGGUAGAAUGAGAAGGAACACAGCUAUUGAUACUUGAAACAUUCCUUGAUCAGCACCAGAAAGUCCCAAUAGCCAACAUGAUUGCUGCUUAUUGCUAGCCGCUAUACUAAAUGUUCCCUGUUAAAAAUUUGACAUUCUUGACUCCCACCUUCCUUUUAAGAAAAAAACUAAGUUCUCUAAAUUCAGCUUCUUUAAGAAGAACUAGGGGAAGUUAUCCUUUAUAGCCUUCAAAGAACAAAAAUAGCCAGCAGUGUCUUUUUGACAUAAAUACAGGAGUUGGGAACCUUUGGGUCUCCAGGUGUUACUGAACUGCAAAGGUCACCAUCCCUGGACAUUGGCCAUGCUGGCUGGGGCUGAUGGAAGUUGUAGUUCAGCAACUACUGUGUUAAUAGGAACCAUGCUUCCAAAUGUUGUUUGUAGCACCAAACACAGAGGUAGAAAGUAUUGGAAGGAGGUAGAACUAAAGUCUUCAUGGGGAACCUGUUCUUCAGCUGUUCCUGGGCUACAACGCCCAUCAUCCCUGGUCGUUGGCCAUGCUGGUUGAGACUGAUGGAAACUGGAAUCCAACAACAGCUGAUGUGCUACAGAUUCCCCAUCCUGGAACGAAAAGUUAAGGCUUGGGUGGCAAAGCAACAGUAGCUUCAAUUUCAUCCUGCUAGUAUUUUGUGGGGGACUAACAAAAAUUAGCAUAGUUCUGUCCUUACGGGAUCCUCCAGAUGGAAGGGUUUGUGUUAAAAUAGUUUCCCUAAAGUGUCAGUAACAACUGCACUAUAUUUCAAUUGAAAUGUGUAUUUUGAAUUCUGGCUUUUGGCACUAAAUGCUGCAUUUAUUUUUUACUCAGUCUCGUAGAAGUGCUGGUGGUGUCCAU
Podarcis raffonei (Aeolian wall lizard) is the source of this 1888-nucleotide messenger RNA. It is a transcript of the gene DDIT4L, whose product is annotated as DNA damage inducible transcript 4 like. Gene Ontology annotation, biological process: negative regulation of signal transduction. Lineage: Eukaryota; Metazoa; Chordata; Lepidosauria; Squamata; Lacertidae. Gene Ontology annotation, cellular component: cytoplasm. The transcript has 3 exons. The record is from RefSeq and is a predicted model, not a curated record. The coding region runs from base 293 to 865 and encodes 190 amino acids.